Episyrphus balteatus (marmalade hoverfly) is the source of this 4763-nucleotide messenger RNA. RefSeq lists its product as uncharacterized. Bases 1164 to 4139 code for a protein of 991 amino acids. Gene Ontology annotation, cellular component: plasma membrane. The transcript has 8 exons. Lineage: Eukaryota; Metazoa; Arthropoda; Insecta; Diptera; Syrphidae. The record is from RefSeq and is a predicted model, not a curated record.
CGGUCAUUGCGGUCAGAGGUGUUUUGAAUUUUUUGUCGUCAAUUUGUAUCGUCGGGUCUAUAUAUAAAUGGAAACAAGUAAAUUAGAUGAAAUCCGUCAAUAUUAAUAAUAACAAAAACAACAACAAUAGCUUAAGGGUUGUUGACAACAACAACAACAACCAUUAGAAAAAGUCAUAAAUGCUAUUCACCCUUUCCCGUGUCUUUGGUCUCAUGUGUGUUUGUGUAUUUUAGCUAACGUUACUAGCUUCUAAAGUGUGUGCGAAGCUAAAAGCAAUGAAUUUCAUGAAAAUACAAAAGAAGAAAAAGAAAGCGAAAUGAAAUAAAAAAAUGAUGAUGAAGUAGAAGAGUGAAUGGCAGAAAACGAAAGCUUGCAAUUUUACAGAGAGCAAAAGAAAAUAAUACAAAUAGAAAAAAAAGGAAACAAAAUAGAAUCCAUUAUGUCAUUUAAGCUCUGAUUGUGUGUUACACUUGUUGUUUUUGAGAUCUAUUUUUCUUUUUUUUUUGGAAAACAUUUUCUAAAUAAAAACCCGUAGAAAAAAGAGAAAAAGAAAAAAAUUAAUCAUAUUACCGAAAUUAAGGCCAAAUCUAAGGAUUCAAUUCUUCUACAUCUUCCCCCUUUUUUCUGCUGGUGCUGUUGCUGCCACUUUCUAUCUUGUCUUGUUCUUGUCUUGCGGUGCUCUGCGUAUUGUCGUUUCCGACGAAAGUGUCCUUUAUUUUGCUCCUUCUUCGUUUUGAAUAUUUUUUUUUUAUUUCUUCCUUCGGUUUCGUUACGGUUACCUUGGUUUUUUUAUAUUUUCUGUAUAGAAUAUUGGUGGAAUGUUGGUUUAAAAAGGAGAUCCUUGUCCGGGCCAAAAGUUUCGUCGAUAUAAAUUAUACUCGAGUUGAGUCGAGAGUUGAAUUCCCCCUCUCUCUUGUUUGGGUUUUCACACAGAGUUUUCGCCGUGUUUUUGUCUGUCGCCCGUUGUCGUCGUUGGCAUUGCCACACCGCGUCGAGUGUUCGAAACCUAUAUUUGUGGGUCAAGCCAACCGUGUUGAGAGGGUUUUUUUUAUUCCACGCACUAACACGUCCUUAAAACGAAAAAAAAAAGGAAUGAAGGAUAUCUCUUGGAAGUGUAUAAAUUUAUUCUCUUGUUUUUGUUCAAUUUAAAUUUAUAUUGCGUCAUGUCUGUUAUGUUUUCGUCAAGUAAAUCAACCAAACGUGUUCUAUGUAAAAAUCCUCAAAAUCAAUAUCCUUGUCGACAACAAAGUAAAAAAAAUAUUUGUUAUCCUUUGUGUGGUGGUAAAAAUAAUAAUAAUGAUGGGCCUAUCAAUUAUUCUCAAUUGAAAAGGAAAUUUAUUAUCAAAAAUAGUUCAAAGUGCCGUGGUAGUAGAAGUAGAAAUACCUGGAGAUUGCCUUCGUCCUGUCGUCUACUAGUACACAAUAAUUCUUGGAUAACAUUUCUUUGGAUAUGGAUAGCUGUUACUAUAGCGCUUGUGCAAUGCAUUUCUCCAUCAAUAUCCCCGCCACAAAAGAGAGGAUCUUCUGAUACAUCCAAAGACCAUUGCAACAAAACUGUAGACAUAUUCGAGGACGUUACUUCGCCGGAUGUCACCAAUCAGAAUAUCGGACGUCCUUUAACAUGUUGGUACCGUUUUCGUAGUCUACGUGGUUCGCCGAGAGAUUUUGUCCUUCGGCUACGUUUUAAAAAAUUCAAAGUUGGCACUCUCAUCAAUGCCACCCACUGUGAUGGAGGAUUUUUACAGAUUGUUGAUGGUAAUGCCAAAACGGACGUAUCGAAUCGACGAGAACCGGGAAUGUUUUGCGGUGAAGCCGAACAACCACAAACGUUCAUUAGUGAAACGAGCUAUGUCAAAGUCCUCUUCCAUACCGAUAACUUUACGGAUCAGACCUACUUUGCCUUCGAUUCCAGAGCUGAACAACAAAUGGAAGUCUACCUGCGCUAUGGCCAACAUCCAGAGCUUUAUCCCAAUCGAAGGGGUGAAAUUGUUCAAGGAUCAUACUGUGAGCGAGAGUUUCGAGAUUGCCGCCUGCAGACCUGCUACGUGCAGUCACCAGCAUAUCCAGGACUAUAUCCUCGGGCACUAAAUUGUCGCUAUAAACUUCACACCAGACAACCGUACAUCAAACUUUAUCUUCAAAAUGAGCAAUUUUCGGUCGAUGGACAACGGUGCGAAAACGUAAUGACGUGUCCUAUAAGGCCAAUUGGGUCUGGCAACGAACACUGCCCUUACGAUUGGUUGGCCGUUUACGAUGGACGUGACGAACAUUCGCCACUUAUUGGAAAAUUUUGCGGUCUCGGAAAGUUUCCAUUUAGUAUAAUCGGUACAUCCCAAUACAUGUAUGUUGAAUUUGUGUCAUCUCCCGCUGGACCACUACUGAAUACGGGAUUCCAUUUUAAUGUUGGAAAUUGGCCAGGACACGUGGAGACGGCUGGCAUUAAACAUGGUAUAUGUGAUUGGCUAUUAAGUUCGGAUGCUUUAAAGGACAGCAGUGCAUCGGAGGGAAUAUUCCUUAGUAUAGCGCAUUGGUAUCCACCAAAUACAUCUUGUAGUUAUCACAUUAAAGGACGAACUGGAGAAAUUGUCAGGCUGUAUUUCCCAAGCUUCCGAAUUAAUCGCAUCGAAUCACCCAUCCUCAAAUACGAUGGCGAUUGCGGUGAAUCCCUCACCAUAUACGACUCCUCCAAACCAGAUCCAGCCAGAAUAAUAAAGACCUUCUGUGAUACAUUUUCGAGACCAAUGGAAAAGGUGGAUUUCGUUAGCACCAGCCCAUCACUAUUCGUCCAAUUCGAAAGCAAAACUGGCUCCUACAGUGGCAGUUCAUUAUAUUACUGGGCCCACUAUGACUUCUUCAACAACACCCGCUUCGGUGAUCCCGUUCCAAAUACCCUCUGCGACGAAGUGAUGUACGCAUGGAAACAUCCGGGCGGAAAAAUCCGCUCACCCAUGAACUCUUUGAUAUUCAAACGGACCGGAGGCAGUGACGUGCGCUGCCAGUAUAAAUUCGUCACCGACAAGCGACUUUAUGCACGUGCGGUCAUCGAGGUCACAUCGGUCUCAUUCAAGGAACUACCAUACAAUGUGAACGCCUGCACCCGCUGCCACGAGGAACGUGUAGACAAAUUGGUCAUCUGGGAUGACAGGGAUAAGUUCCAAAAUAAUCUCGCCUGCUUUUGCGAUAACAUACCACGUGCGGUACGUGUCAUCUCAUCCAGUGACAAUAUGAAUCUCGAAAUGAUUGUCCAAGGCCAGCAUGCGAUAACCAGCUACUUUAAGAAUCCAAAUCCACUAUUCGAGGCAAAUUAUGAGUUCGCUCACGGUCCGCUUUGUGGUCCAAUUACAUUCGGCCCCUCGCCAGAUGGCGAAUUGGUCUUUCCCUAUCGCAAAGCGCUCGGUUUAAUUACACACAACAGUCCGGACCAUCAAUACCGACGUGAAAAGUGUAUUUGGGAAUUGAAGGUUGCCGCCCAGCGUGACCUGUGGUUGCAUUUGGAAAAGGCUCGUUUUGGCGACCACACAUGCGAGAGUGCAAAAAUUGAAGUGUAUCUGGCUGGGCGACUGGAGCCACGAUUCAUCGUUUGCCCGGAAAAUAUAUCACUAGCUAGAGACCUACCUAUUUUGUCGGCAGCUGAUUUGGGCGCUUUAGGCACGGAUCAAGAACCAUUGCCAGUUCUAAUUCAGUACACUGGCGAUGGUCAACCUGGCAAAAAUGCAUUCCGAUUAGUUUGGACAGAACUAUUUCAUUUACCGCGAAAUCCUGAUGGCAGUUUGGCAUCGUCCUUGCUGCAGGAUGGCGAUUGUGACUUUAAAUGUCCGGGCGAUACGCUAAUUUGCAUACCAAAGCAUUUGGUUUGCAAUGGUGCAAUGAAUUGUCCGAAUGUCACUCACCUUUCGACCAUUGAACAACUAACGCAGCAUAUUGACGAGAAUUUGCAAAAGUUGGGCAUCAUCAAUGAUAAGUUGCGAUUGGACCGUCACGUUGUGCUGCAUGAUGAAUCACCAGAAAUUUGCCUGCGGGGAAGUGAAAUCGCCGAAUUGCCGUAUGGGAAACUCAUACUAAUUACAAUAGGCCUUAGUCUUGUAUUGUCAUUAUUUUUGGCAAUUGUUUGCCGCAUGUGUAGAAGUAGGAGGUAUUAAGUGGUAGUAGAAACAUUUUUAAAUUCUACAAAUACACUGAAAAAAAAAAAAUGGAAGAAAAACAAAAACACUGACCCAAAUUGUUCGUUGUCAAGCACACUGUAUUAGUUAUUAAGUGACAUUAUACACAGACACACACACAUAUACAAACAUGAAUACAAAAAAAAUAUAUUAUAUAUAUACAACACAUCUAUAAGGAUACAAAUAUUAUAAUAAAAAUUAGGAAGCUGGAGGAGAAUUACCUAAGUAAUAAGAAUUAGGCAUUAAAGUGGUUAUUAUAAUAAAGUGGCAGUUGUGCUGCCGUGUGUGUGUUUUAAUUUUUUAGUUGUAAAAUCGUUGAUUGUAUUGAAAUUUUCAAAUUUAUUUUUUGCACAUAGUCGUAGAUUUAGAAUACAAAAAAAAAAUAAAAAUUGAAAAAAAUUUGGUAAAAAAUGGGAAGAUAAAAAAAAAGUCAGGGGAGGAUUAUAUUAUUAAAUGAAUUUGGAAAUAAAAUGUAAGAUACAAAAAAUCGUAGUUAUGUAAGAGUUAAAUUGAAAGUAUAAGGAAAACAAAAUUAUUAAAGAGACACAAAAUUAAAAAAAAAGACAAGAAUAAACACUGAAAGUGAUAAAUGAAAAAAAAAAA